Anisakis simplex (herring worm) is the source of this 276-nucleotide messenger RNA. Lineage: Eukaryota; Metazoa; Nematoda; Chromadorea; Rhabditida; Anisakidae. The record is from the annotation of a GenBank genome assembly.
AUGAUAUCGCCACCGCAAUGCGUAACAAACCGCUCGAGCAGAGCGAUUGGACGACGUUCACGAGAAUCUGCCGAAUGCGCUGAAACGGAUGCUGCGCAAUUGACGAAUAACGUGAACGUGCGAGAUGCGAAACGUGUUGGCGUAGUGACCCGACGAAGUAGAGCUAGUGGCGGUGUUGGCGAAACGCGACCAAACGAUCGCAAUUCAAAUGCCACAUCAGAAACAUGUUGCAACGCUAAAGCAGAGGCCGGGGUGGAGCCGAAGAGGGCGUCGGAU